This is a messenger RNA of Lodderomyces margitis, 1749 nucleotides long. It is a transcript of the gene DOT6, whose product is annotated as Dot6p. Lineage: Eukaryota; Fungi; Ascomycota; Pichiomycetes; Serinales; Debaryomycetaceae. Gene Ontology annotation, biological process: regulation of DNA-templated transcription. Bases 1 to 1749 code for a protein of 582 amino acids. Gene Ontology annotation, molecular function: DNA-binding transcription factor activity, RNA polymerase II-specific; RNA polymerase II cis-regulatory region sequence-specific DNA binding. Gene Ontology annotation, cellular component: nucleus. The record is from RefSeq and is a predicted model, not a curated record. The transcript has a single exon.
AUGAGUUCGACAGAUUUAGACGCUAUUGUAUCCGGCAACCAGAAAGAACUCACUAUAGGAGGAGAUGAAGGGUCUAUGUCGCCUGAUUCCUCACAUUCCGCAGCACAUGGAUCCCCCACAACAACGCCGAAAAAUUCAGCAAGAACGCCCACCUCAUGGGAUGCUGAGGAUGACGUUCUACUAAUGCAUUUGAAGGACCGCCAGAAACUAGGAUGGAAAGCUAUUGCAAGCCACUUUACCAACAGAACUCCAAAUGCGUGUCAAUUUCGAUGGAGGAGGCUAAAGUCCGGAAAUUUAAAGAAUCCACCGAAAUCGGCAGCAGCUUUGGGCGACCAAUUCAAACAGAACCCCACCAUGUCAAGCUCGGUUCCGAAAAAGAAAGCACAACCGGCUCCAGUUUCCAUGACAGAGACGACUGAUACAGAAUUUGCUUACGAACCAACACCCACAGGAGGAUUUCAAGGAUUUGAUAACAGCAUUUCCUCUGCGUUGGCUGGGCUUAACGCAUUAUCAAAUUCUCCGUCCUACAUUUCUAGUCCAUCAGCCGCAACCCCAAAAAUCCUGGCUGCGUCACCAGGUGUUUAUGCCUCAGGACGAGCAAAUCUGAUUAGCAGUCUAGGCCAUAAGUAUGAAGGCUUACCUGACGCCGAAAAUCCUUUGGAAACACUGAGCCGAACUGGAAUUGUUAUCCCGGGAACAAAUGGAUCCGGUGGCUACUAUGCUGAAGUGUCAGUUGAUCCGACCAUGAACUUGCCCCACAAUAGGACUCAUCCAGAGACGCUGUCUUCACUCACUCCACGUAAUUCAACGUCCAAUGCAAGCACUCGCAACAGAGAGAGCAUAAGUUUACAUCCGCGAGAUCACAACUCUGGGUCCAUCUCAGUAGCUGCCGCCGCGUUACGCAAUAAUUCUAUUAUUCAAAUAACCAAUGACGAAAGAGCAUCAAUCCUGUCUAUAGCGAGGGCGUCUAUAUCUUCAUUGCCAUCUAAGUCCAUGGAUAUCCCUCAUCACCAGCUGGGUGCUACCUCUUUGGCGCACCUUCCUGUACUUUUUGGUGGUGCGGGAAGUAUAAGUGGACCUUCAAGGAACUCAAGUAUAAGUGGAACAACAGGUGUGCAUCAAACAACCGUUUCCAGUUUGAGAAAUGGGUCCUUGGCUGGCCCAAGCCUGGGUUAUUACUCAAGAUCAGGAUCCGUCGUGAUCCCACACAACACAGAUAAGUCGGACGAGCCAUUAAAGAUUAACAAAGAAAAGAUCGAAUCUAGUAACAAAAAGUUACAAAAAAUGAAAAGGAGUUUACCGUCAUCGAGCCAGACAAAAAAGAAGCAAAAGAGUACCAAAUUGGAUCUCCCGUGGACAAUGGAGGAAGAUGAGCUUUUGAUCAAUAGGCGGAACAGAGAAUUGUCGUUUGCUGAGUUAUCUAUUCUACUACCCCAGAGGACGGAAGGAGAAAUUUGGGCGCGUAUAGAUUACUUGGAAAAGUUGAGAAAUGGAAAUGAUGCCUCUUCCGGUGGACGAGACCGAAGGGCUACUAGACAGUCGUCCAUAGGUUUAGAUGACGUGCAUGAUUUGUAUGAUGAUGACGACGAUGAUGACGUGAUAGUGAAUAUCGGUAUUGGAGUCAGCGAUGAUGACGAUGAUAACCCUUUGAUUGACGACGAUGACGAUAAUAUUGAAGAAGUAAGAAGGAUUAAACGGAGAGCCAGCUCUGCCAUCAACCCAUUAGUCAAACGUCCUAUUCGGAGAUAG